AUGUGUCCCCCUCUCGGAAUGUUCUCGAAUCCCCAUCAGCCCGAACAGUACGAUUAUAAAACCAUUAUAUGGAGCGAAAGCAUAAUUAAUAACCAGGGUAUUUUAGGUCACGGAAAUCAGAAAGCGACCGUGUCACUGGUCAGCAGUGACCGUUCUGUUCAGGGCCUGCUCACACUAACAGAGGUGAACAAUCGAGUGCAGCUGACGGGAUCGAUCGGCGGAGUUAGCCCUGGCCUCUACUCGUUCCAAGUGUACGAGAAAGGUGACGUCAGUAGCCCUUGCAAUUCCGUCGGUCUGCCGAUCGAUUUCUUUCGCCCACAGCAGGGGUCGGCCUCUAUCGCAUCUCCGACCAGUUCGCACUUCGAAUCGUUUCGUGUCGAUUCGCUAAGCAGCACUACCGUGAACAUAAACAGCUUAAGGGUAUCCCUGAACGGACCCAAUUCUAUCGUCGGGCGCUCCCUUGUUUUGAUACGGCAAGACGCAAACGGCAUUGUUGGCACCUAUGGAACCAAGGUCGCUUGCGGAGUAAUUGGCAUCGUGUAG
Molecule: messenger RNA, 543 nt
Organism: Soboliphyme baturini
Lineage: Eukaryota; Metazoa; Nematoda; Enoplea; Dioctophymatida; Soboliphymatidae
Source: the annotation of a GenBank genome assembly